CCACGCCCCUACCUCGUAACAUUCUCUAGGAACCACAAGAGCUCCCACUUCAGACGAUCGUGACGCACCUUCGGCGCCAUCACCACCUCCUCCAACCACCACCCCAUAGAGCGCGCUCCCGACGAGCCAAGCAUCGCUCGGGAGCGCGCGUCGGGAACGUGCAUGCCCCACGUGACCCACUUAGGCCCAACAGGAAGCAGAAAAUCGCUGGGCGCGAAGCGCGUUCACGCGAGCAGUUGCUGCAGGCGGGAGAGGCGAGCGAGGAGGGAAGAGGGGCUCAGAGCAGACUCGCUCCCCGAGAGGUCUCUGCCUGACGCGUCGCCAUGUCCGAGGAGAAACCUAAGGAAGGAGUAAAAACAGAAAACGACCAUAUCAAUUUAAAAGUUGCUGGUCAAGAUGGAUCGGUGGUCCAGUUUAAAAUAAAGCGCCACACGCCGUUAAGUAAAUUAAUGAAAGCUUAUUGUGAGAGACAGGGUUUGUCAAUGAGACAGAUUAGAUUCAGAUUUGAUGGGCAACCAAUUAAUGAAACAGAUACACCUGCACAGUUGGAAAUGGAAGAUGAAGACACUAUUGAUGUUUUUCAACAGCAAACUGGUGGCAUAUGCUAAAUGUCCUUUUCAUUUCGGAAAAGGAAUACAAAAUAUCACCCACUUCAUCAUCUGUCCUUGGAUUUGCUAUUAAAUAGUAAACAAAUGAACAUGCCAAUCAUACAGGAAUCUUCUCAUGUUCUGAGGACAUUUAUCCAAAUCUUUUUUCCUGUCCCUGAUAUUCUGCGUGUGCAAGUUGAAGCUGUAUCUAUGAAAAAUAACUUCAUAAAAUGGGCCCAGUAAAAAAUUAAAUUUUUAAAUAAGUAAUUACUGGUUAUUUACUGUCAUCUUGUUCUUCUAAAAUGGUGACCUAAAUACCAACCUACUGUACAAUGAACAUACAUAGUGCUGCCUUUAGUUAUUGUUUUAUCGCUUAAUUAUGACAAUGUAAAUAUUGAAAUACUUUUUCUUUGUGAUAGGAUUUUUCUCAAAGGAUGUUUGGGACAGAAGAAAAGAAUUAUCAUAAAGAAUUAUUACUCUAAAACUGUUAAUGGGGGAUAUAUGCAAAGAGCAAUACUUGCAGAAUGCUGAUUAUAGUGGCAGUUAAAGGUAAUGCAAAUGUACAUGUGCUUUUUCAUAAUAAAAUAGUAUAGAAUCAAUUUUUAAAGUAAUGGGAAGUUAUUGAGUUUGUCAGCAGUUACACUAUUUGCAUACAUAAUAUACACAUUACUAUAAAUUCACAUAUCCAGGGUAGAGUACCAGACUUUGAUAAUUUUUAAAUUAAUUGAUCAGGAUGUUUUAAGAAGGUCUCCUGUGUAAUUCUUGUUAAUUGUGCAACUCCUUGUGCAGGAGAAACUCAGUAGAUAGUUUUCACCCCAAACAUUUCUUCAAUGAUUUAUUGGACAAUAAAAGCUAUAUAUCUUUUUGUUAAAAGUUGACCUUAUAGGCUCAUUGCUUUAUAGCCUUGUCUGGGAGUCAAACAGCUGUGUAUUGUAUUCUGCCUAUGCACUAGGAUCUUAAACUUCCUUUGUUGCAACCAUUGCCUGGGAAACCCAGUGAAGCAGAAUGCAAUGCUAGAGUUGAAUUUAUUUUCUGUUGAGUAAUUAAAUCUUAACUUUAAAAACAAGGAAUUUCAAUAUUAGUGACUUAAAUUUUCAAGUAUACCAUUGGGAAAAAUAUUGAAUAUGAGGGACCUGUUUCCCAAAUAUCUCACAUUUAAAUGACUUUUAGUAGUAACAUGAUUUGGAUGCAUCUAAAUUAAAACUAUUUUGUUUACUUUUUGUAUGCUUUUUCAUUGCUACUUGGGAAAAUAUGUUUCUGCUUUUAUAUCUAUAUUUAACAGUACUGGUUUGCAAGAAACCCUUUUGAGAAGAUUGCCUAUCCUUUACCUAUUCCCUAUAAUUGUAAAUGGUCCAGGAAGGGAUAUUCAUUUAAAAUUGUUAAUUGUUUAUUCAAUUGUACAAUACUUGUCCUUUAUUACUGUACACAGUAAACCUAAUUUGGUACUCUGUCUCUUGGCUUAUGUUUAAUGCUGCUGAAUUUCAUAUGACUAUAUUCAAAGCUGUAUCACUGAAAUGCUGACAAUAUUCAUAUGCACAUCUUUAUUAAAUUCUUUUAUUGAGAGUGGA
Thamnophis elegans (Western terrestrial garter snake) is the source of this 2155-nucleotide messenger RNA. Its product is annotated as small ubiquitin-related modifier 3. Gene Ontology annotation, biological process: protein sumoylation. Gene Ontology annotation, cellular component: nucleus. Lineage: Eukaryota; Metazoa; Chordata; Lepidosauria; Squamata; Natricidae. The coding region runs from base 324 to 608 and encodes 94 amino acids. The record is from RefSeq and is a predicted model, not a curated record. Gene Ontology annotation, molecular function: ubiquitin-like protein ligase binding; protein tag activity. The transcript has 4 exons.